CACCGCUAGUAAGUGUGUACCACAGCGGGGGCUGGCACAGGUUCUUGUGAAGGUUUUUCAUAAGUUUAAACCUGCCCUGAUUAAGAUAAACAUCUCCGCUCUGACUGCAGAAGAGAAGACCUGGAGAAUAAAGUCCUGCAAUGUGUUAAACUGUGACAUGCCAGGAAGUAUGGGAUAUCCUAUUGCACAUCUCUGGUGCCUGGUGUGUCCUGGGGCAGGCCUACUGAGGAUACAGCUGCACAGCUCUGUCACAGCUGCAUAGUUCCCCUGAAGUCAGGCUUGUUCUGCUGGGAGGACUUAAAAUGAAGGUGUGAAAUCAACCACUGUCUGUCUGGAAGGACCCUGGAGUGACAACUGCUUUUUGUACAUAUAGGCUGAUAGCUAAGUGCAAUGUCUUGGCUCUGAGGGACUGGGAUGCAAACUAGCUUCUGUUCAGCUACUGCUUUGAUGCAGCUUCCAUCCGAACACCUCCAGAGUCAGUCCUGUGACCCUGAGACCUCAGCUGGAUGCUCUUCUACUCCCUCCUGCCUUAUCUCAACACCUGAAGACAUCUCUCAAAAUCAUUUGAGCUCUGCCGUGUGACAGAUGCAGGGGCUUUAAUCCAGGAUGAACGAAUGCUACUAUGAUAAGCGCAUGGACUUUUUUUAUAACAAGACAAACACUGACACAGUAGAUGAGUGGACAGGGCCAAAACUUAUUGUUGUUCUGUGUUUUGGAACAUUUUUCUGCCUCUUCAUUUUCAUUUCAAAUUCACUGGUGAUAGCAGCUGUGGUCAAGAACAAGAGGUUUCAUUUUCCCUUUUACUAUCUCCUGGCCAAUUUAGCUGCUGCAGACUUUUUUGCUGGAAUUGCCUAUGUCUUCUUGAUGUUCAACACUGGCCCAGUGUCUAAAACAUUAACUGUUAAUCGCUGGUUUUUGCGUCAGGGCCUUCUGGACACCAGCCUGACGGCUUCCCUGGUGAAUCUCCUCGUCAUAGCUGUUGAGCGGCACAUGUCGAUAAUGCGGAUGAAGAUCCACAGUAAUCUCACGAAGAAGAGAGUCACCUUUUUAAUUGUAUCAAUUUGGGCUAUUGCUAUUUUCAUGGGUGCUGUUCCUACCCUGGGUUGGAACUGCCUCUGUGACAUUACUGCCUGCUCAUCCCUAGCACCUAUUUACAGCAGAAGUUACCUGGUGUUCUGGAGCGUUUUAAACCUAGUUGUCUUCUUCAUUAUGGUGGUGGUUUACAUAAGAAUCUACAUGUAUGUCCAGAGGAAAACUAAUGUCUUAUCGUCACACACUAGUGGAUCCAUCAGCCGUAGGAGAACCCCUGUGAAGCUUAUGAAGACUGUCAUGACUCUUUUAGGUGCCUUUGUUGUCUGCUGGACCCCUGGUCUGGUCGUCUUACUGCUUGAUGGUCUGAACUGCACGUACUGUGGGAUUCAGAAUGUUAAAAGGUGGUUUCUUCUCCUGGCCCUGUUGAACUCUGUCAUGAAUCCAAUAAUUUAUUCAUACAAAGAUGAUGAGAUGUGGGGUACCAUGAAAAGAAUGAUUUGCUGCUCCUCUGAGGAUAAGAGCCAGGACAGACGCUCGUCACGGAUCCCCUCGACAGUUCUCUGCAGGAGCACGGAUACCUCAGGGCACUACAUUGAAGAUGGCAUUAUUCAAGGGACAAUUUGUGGAAAAGGAGAUCUUGGUGACAAAGAAAACUCCUGAGCUAUUCAAUGGACUGACUUGGCUGGAAAAGGAGAGGGGGAAGGGAGAAGUUUUGUAAGAGAAGAUUGACUGGCAAAGCUAGUAAACAAUAUAUCCACUUUGUUCCAGAGCCUAAACUCCAGUGUUAACAAAAGUUCUUAUAAAUAAUUGCCUGAUGGAAAAACACUUUGUAAUGAAGAAAACUUUCUGUGCUGCCGUCUUUCUCCUUUUUUUAUUUUAAGUACAUGAAAUUGUUUUUUUGUAUGAAUGGAAUAAAUACAUCUCAGAA
Messenger RNA from Athene cunicularia (burrowing owl), 1960 nucleotides. It is a transcript of the gene LPAR3, whose product is annotated as lysophosphatidic acid receptor 3. Gene Ontology annotation, biological process: G protein-coupled receptor signaling pathway. Gene Ontology annotation, molecular function: lysophosphatidic acid receptor activity. The coding region runs from base 607 to 1692 and encodes 361 amino acids. Lineage: Eukaryota; Metazoa; Chordata; Aves; Strigiformes; Strigidae. Gene Ontology annotation, cellular component: membrane. The transcript is spliced from 4 exons. The record is from RefSeq and is a predicted model, not a curated record.